UGGUGAAACAACAGCAACAACUUUGGCAUCCACAAGUACCCCUCCAACAUCCUUCACUGUAGCACCAACAUCGACAACUGAUGCAGGAACCUCAACUAUGCCUGAAAUCACAACUAUUAUGGGAGAGAUAACAACAACCUCAGCUUCCAUAAGCACAAUGGCUUCCACAACCACAACAAACCCUAAAACAUUUUCAACUAAAGAAACAAGCACUAAAACUCAUCUAAAAACAACAACGAUGUAUGAAGGUAAAAGCACAACUACAGCUCCCAAAGCUACCACUACAAAAUUGGUGACGGUCUCAACAACAGAACCAAACACUACAAUUCAUCCAACAACCUCAACUAUGGCUGAAACAAAGCAAAUAACAACUAAAUCCAUGUCUACCUCACCAGCAACUGCCAAUGUUACAUCAAUAAAGCCACACACUCAAACCUCCAUAUCAGGAACUAUACCAUCAAAUGUCACUCAGGCAGCAAUAACCCAAUUCACUACAACUUCAACCCUAACAGUGACUGACAAGAUAUCUCUGAAACCUGAACAAACACCAACUGUGAUUGGGAGGGUGAUUAUUUACAUUCGUCUCAUAUUUGUCACACUGGGCCCUAUACCAAGUGAGGGUAAAAUAAUAAAGUUAGCUAACUCUCUCCUGGAUUCACGUCUAAGUACCCCUGUGAGCUUUGUGAAUGUUACUUAUACAAAAAUUUCCAAUACCUCAUAUGCCCUGAAUUUUGGAUUUCAAAUCAACAAUGUUUCCAUGUCAGAGAAACUUGAACUCAGGAAUAGCACAUAUCAGUUAAUCCAGGACUCUAUAAAUAAACUGCUGAACCAGAUCCUAACAGAGCCCACAGCCUCUCCAUUUCUGUUCAAUGGCACCAGUUUCACGGAAAAUUCCACCACUAUUGAGGCUAGUGUACAGUAUGUUUUCUCAGAAAGUGAUAUCAAGAAACCCAGUGCCUUUCUCAAUGCACUUCUUGGGGUUAAUAUGGAGACUAUUACCACAACUACACCUGCUGCAAAAACAACCACUUUGUUCCCCACAGUGCUGAGCACUUCAAUCAUAAACAACAGCACUAGUGUAGCAUGGAUUGCAGCCAUAAUCGUCCCUUGUGCUAUUGCCAUCAUACUUGUACCGUGCUGGAUUUUCCUUUGUUGUUUGCUCUGUGGAUGCUUCACAGGAUUAAGACGACGUUGGCACAGAAGACAGUCAUACAAUGUACAAUACACCACUCGAAACAGCCUUUUCUAGAGAACUAGAGACUUGUUUCAAUAAGAGAAAUACAUCAGGAAAUAUUACUAGCACGAAUAUGUUAUAUUACUAAUCCAAAUUGUGACAAUGGAAUACUUUAAAUUCAGAUUUAUCUUUCUAUAAUAAAUAUAUCUUAGAGAUGUUAUAAUCACAACAUACUAUUUAUUAUUUUCUUGCGCCUGUAUUGCUGGACAGACAGGAUCUCAAAUUGUGAUGAAUGUAAUGUAAUUUAUUUUCAGAAUUUAAUAUAUAUAUGAGGGACAAUAUGGAUAACAAUAUGUUAAACCUAUUAACUUUUUUAUGCACUGUAUCUUUCUGUAACUCAAAUUAAAAAAAAAUCAUACGCAUUGUUCAACAAGAAAAGCAAUGAAAG
Messenger RNA from Pimephales promelas (fathead minnow), 1622 nucleotides. The record is from RefSeq and is a predicted model, not a curated record. Lineage: Eukaryota; Metazoa; Chordata; Actinopteri; Cypriniformes; Leuciscidae.